CAUCUGCAAAGCCAAAUUUCCUCAGUAAGACUAAUCUUCAGAAAGCUGUCCCUAGUACAGAACUAAAUCCAGUAAGAGCCCCCAGGUGUUCAACAUCAUUUCUGGCAGUGCCCUCUGUCCACACCCCAGAGCACUGGAGAAUUAUGGAAGGGGCAAACCUGAGCCGAGGGAUUGAGUUUGAGCUCUUGGGCCUCACGAGCGACCCCCAGCUCCAGAGGCUGCUCUUCGUGGUAUUCCUGGGCAUGUACACCAUCACUUUGCUGGGGAACCUGAUCAUGUUCUUCCUGAUCCAUGUAAGUGCCACCCUGCACAUGCCCAUGUACUCCCUCCUGAAGAGCCUGUCCUUCUUGGAUUUCUGCUACUCCUCCACAGUUGUCCCCCAGACCCUGGUGAACUUCUUGGCCAAGAGGAAGGUGAUUUCCUAUCUUGGCUGCACGGUUCAGAUGUUCUUCUAUGCGGGUUUCGCCACCAGUGAGUGCUACCUUAUCACUGCCAUGGCCUAUGACCGCUAUGCUGCUAUUUGUGACCCUCUGCUCUACCCAAACAUCAUGUCUCCUGAGGCGUGUGUCUCUCUGAUUGUGAGCUCCUAUGGUGCAGGGUUUCUCAAUUCUCUUAUCCACACAAGCUGUAUCUUCAGUCUGAAAUUCUGUGGUGCUCACGUGGUCACUCACUUCUUCUGUGAUGGACCGCCCAUCCUGUCCCUGUCUUGUGUGGACACCUUUCUGUGUGAGAUCCUCCUCUUCAUAUUUGCUGGUUUCAACCUUUUGAGCUGCACUGUCACCAUAUUGAUCUCCUACUUCUUAAUUCUCAUCACCAUCCUGAAAAUGAACUCGGCCCAGGGUAGGUUCAAGGCAUUUUCCACCUGUGCUUCCCACCUCACUGCUGUCUGCCUCUUCUUUGGCACAACACUUUUUAUGUACCUGCGCCCAAGGUCCAGCUACUCCUUGGCUCAAGACCGCACGGUUGCUGUGAUCUACACAGUGGUGAUCCCAAUGCUGAACCCCCUAAUCUACUCUUUGAGAAACAAGGAUGUGAAGGAAGCUUUAAGGAAGGUUUGGGGAAGAGAAACAAUAGAAUAA
This is a messenger RNA of Cynocephalus volans (Philippine flying lemur), 1079 nucleotides long. RefSeq names its product olfactory receptor 5AU1-like. The coding region runs from base 144 to 1079 and encodes 311 amino acids. The transcript has a single exon. The record is from RefSeq and is a predicted model, not a curated record. Gene Ontology annotation, molecular function: odorant binding; olfactory receptor activity; G protein-coupled receptor activity. NCBI's taxonomy places the organism in Eukaryota, Metazoa, Chordata, Mammalia, Dermoptera, Cynocephalidae. Gene Ontology annotation, cellular component: membrane. Gene Ontology annotation, biological process: sensory perception of smell; G protein-coupled receptor signaling pathway.